AAUCUGGAUCCACCCCCGCCCCGAGCCAGCUCGCUAUAAAGGCACCCCUCUCCCUUUCUGUCUCCCUCGCAGCUCAGUUACUCACUCCGGCCUCCAGCUUUUCCUUUGCGCCCCAGGGCCGGAAGAGCCCACACACCACCACCACCACUAGAUAGCCAGCGACGAUCGAGCCGCGCGCCGGUGGACGCGCACAUACACGCGGUAGCUUCCUUCUCAAGCCUAGCUAGCCCCAUCCUGCGCGCAGGCGGCGGCAGCGAGAAUUGACGUGCGACGACGAGCUUGUGCUUGCUAGCUAGAGAGCGAGGAUGUCGAGCCGGAGGCCGUCGUCGCGUGGCAACAUCUCCGAGGACGAGAUCAACGAGCUCAUCUCCAAGCUGCAGGCCCUGCUCCCCAGCUCCCGCCGCCGCGGCUCCGGCCAGGCGUCGACGACGAAGCUGCUCAAGGAGACCUGCAGCUACAUCAAGAGCCUGCACCGGGAGGUGGACGACCUGAGCGACCGGCUGUCCGACCUCAUGGCCACCAUGGACCACAACAGCCCCGGCGCGGAGAUCAUCCGCAGCAUCCUCCGCUCCUGAUCGCCCACGCGCCUCCUACUGCGGCGGCGCCGGCCGGCGCGCGAGAGAGCGAGGUCGGCGACGACCUCGAUCGCCGACAACGACGACCGCGCGCGCCCGCGCCCCCCGGCCCAUCUGUUCUCUCCACCGGCUGGCCGCCGGGAGCCGAGCUCAAUUAGCUAGGGUAUAUCUCAACCUCUCUCUCUCUCUCUCUCUCUCGCUCGCUCUACAUGUGUGUGUACCUUUCUCUUCCUUUCACCUGCCUGUCUCCUCCCUAGAUCUGAGAUCAUGUGGCUAGCUCUCCCAUAUCAAAAUGUACUAGCUACACGCGCACGUAUGGUGGUCUCUGCUAAGCCUAAGCUUCACUGGGUAGUAGGGUACUAGUAGCACUAGGGGCUUAAGCAAGCUAAGCUUAUCCUCCUCAUCAGAAUCACAUUAGCUCGCACCGCACUCUCUGGCUUCUCGUCGAUCGUCUUCGUCGUCCUCGCUCCUCCGACCCACAUGAUGGCUAGCUCUCCAUGUGCCGCUUCUCCUCUCGCACGUGCCGCUUCUCCUCUUGUGUUCGAUAUGUUGUAUUGUUUCCAUGUAAAUUUAGUCGGUGGCCUGGAUCGAGUUGGCUAGCUCUCUCUACAGGCAAGAGACAACCGACCGACCACUACUAUCCUAGAGCAAAUUGAUUAUCG
Molecule: messenger RNA, 1237 nt
Organism: Zea mays
Lineage: Eukaryota; Viridiplantae; Streptophyta; Magnoliopsida; Poales; Poaceae
Biological process (GO): regulation of DNA-templated transcription; regulation of growth
Molecular function (GO): protein dimerization activity
Source: RefSeq, marked validated